Molecule: messenger RNA, 1719 nt
Organism: Dermatophagoides farinae (American house dust mite)
Lineage: Eukaryota; Metazoa; Arthropoda; Arachnida; Sarcoptiformes; Pyroglyphidae
Gene: Mrgn1
Product: Mahogunin ring finger 1
Biological process (GO): protein ubiquitination
Cellular component (GO): cytoplasm
Molecular function (GO): ubiquitin protein ligase activity
Source: RefSeq, a predicted model, not a curated record
UAUCAUGGUUCAUUUAUCUUUUUAUCGAUCACAGUUUUGGUAAAUUCUAAAAAUGGGUAAUUUUUGGUCAAACACAGAUGCUAAUGAAAAUCAAGAAAAUUCUUCAUCUCAUCAUUAUUAUUAUUAUCCUCCAAAAAAUGGAGCACGUUAUUUUGGCUCAACAUUUAUUAUGGGAAAUGAUAAAUUUGAAAUGACUCAACCAGAAUCAUAUCUAUUUGGUGAAAAUUGUGACCUCAAUUAUCUUGGUGGAAAGCCAAGUCCAUUUCCUUAUGCAGCCCCUUUUCCAAAUGAACCGAUGCAAAUGCUCAGAUCAUUGAUAAACAUUCGUAAAGAAACUGCCAAACUCAUCAGUCCUGAUAAUGGAAUCGAUAAUGUUUCGGAAUCGAAUUAUAAGAUCGAAUUUAUAUUUGAUUCCGAUGUUGAUUGUUCAAUAACGGUUUAUUUUCUUUGCAAAGAAGAUAUCUCGACACAAGGCAUUAAAUACAUUCCAAAAGAUAAUUCGUAUCGUUCGGAAACAUUCCACUAUAAAGCUGGAAUUGGACAAUUAUUUUCGCAAAGUUCACCCGUCUUUAAUCCACAAAAUUAUAAUAUUUGUGAUCUAAUCUAUAAUAUACUCGAUGAUAAAAGUGAAUUUAACGUGGCUGCCCUUUAUCCAUUGGUAAUCAAUUGUGUGGCCGAUGAAGGUGAUGAGCCACGACAAUCACAUUCAUUAAUUGCAAUUAUUGAAAAAGUUUAUGAUCAAAUCUUUUCAUUAAAACCGAUCAAACAGAAAAUAUUUGUUGAUGGUCUUACCUAUCUUUUGCAAGAAAUUUAUGGUAUCGAGAAUAAAGCUGAUAAUAAAAACGAUAAAUUGAAUGGUGAACAGGAUGAUCAAGAUAAAUCCUUCGAAUGUGUCAUAUGUAUGAGUGAUUUACGAGACACAUUGAUUUUACCAUGUCGACAUUUUUGUGCUUGUUAUAGCUGUUCUGAAUCAUUAAGGUUCCAGACUAACAAUUGUCCUAUUUGUCGUGUUCCAUUUCGGGCAUUGUUACAAAUUAAAGCUGUACAACGCAUAUCGGCUGCUGAUUCAGCAUUAGCAGCGAAUAAUAACGCUUCAGGAACACUAAUCAAUUCAAGGCAACAACAAUCAAUCAUAUCAUCUGAUGACAUUCUUAAUGAUGUAAUGAUCGACAUACCGCCUGGUUAUGAGACUAUUCCCUUGGUUGAAGCGUUAAAUGGACGAUCACAAUCACAAUUAUUGGAUCGUACAAUUUUUGAUGUUCAGACGAAAAAUCAAUCAUCGAAUAAACCUAUCAUUGAUAAUGGUGAGCACACAACGAAUUCAAAGACGAAUAAAAUAGUAAAUCAAAGUGAGGAUAUGGACGAUAAUAAUAAAGAUGCAGACAAAUCAUCGAUGAAUUUCAAUUCGACUCAACCAAAAGCCCCACUAACUGAUGAUAAUGCCAGUGCAUCAUCAUCAUCAUUAGGAACGGUUCAAGAAAAUGCACAAUUAUUGGAAAAACAAGCAUUAUUAAUGUCAACAUCGUCGGUGAUGAAACAUUGUGGUAACAAUUGUCGGAAAUCAAUAACUGAGAAAAAAGAUGACGAAGAAAGUUCUAUUACUAAUAACAAUAAUGCUACGAUACGACCGAUUUGAAUUGAGUAUUUAUUGCAUGAUUUCAAUUUCUUGUUUAUAAACCAAUGAUUUCUAAUGGAUCACCAAUAAAAAUUUUUCCAUUC